Molecule: messenger RNA, 5809 nt
Organism: Formica exsecta
Lineage: Eukaryota; Metazoa; Arthropoda; Insecta; Hymenoptera; Formicidae
Product: putative sodium-coupled neutral amino acid transporter 11
Exons: 7
Coding region: 988-2478 (496 amino acids)
Biological process (GO): amino acid transmembrane transport
Molecular function (GO): amino acid transmembrane transporter activity
Source: RefSeq, a predicted model, not a curated record
GUGCUAUUAUAACGAAGUCAUAUUAGCACGUGUCAUUCGAUAUUUUCAUUCCUCGAUCUGAUUGGGGAUUGAGGAUUGAAACUGUUAAAAUAUUAAAUUAUAUUAGAAAUCAAUCCUAUCUUAAUAAUGCGAAUAUCGAACUCGUUUCUUUAUAAUCAGAUUAUCGUGAGAUAAUUUUAUUAGCGCGUAGUAUGCGGGUGUACAAGCGUAUAAAUUUUAUAGUUGUACGUAUCAUAAUAAUCUGAUAUCGAAACACACGAUUUAUACAUCUCACAUAGUCGACGCAACGAGAGAACAUGCAGAACGGAGUAGCGGUAAACAAGGAUGUACGCCAUCAACGGAAUCAAUAAACUCGUCCUAGUCAUAUGCACUCUGAUAUCUCGAUGGAACGAGAAAUAGAAAGGAAAUAGGACGCGGCCGAUCAACCGGGGAAAUAGGAGGAGAGGGGGUGGGUUGCCAGGGUGGGACAAGAUAGUGAAUGAGAAGAGGGGUGGAAAGAAGGGACGAAGGGUAUGAAUAGAGGGUGCGAAUACGUGGGCGUACGUUGGCUAGACAAGGAGAUCGGUAAAUCUUUGUGCUCUCCAGGAAAAAGAAAAUAGAGAAAAUGAUAGAGAGAGAGAGAGAACAAGAUUAUAAAGCAUGAUUCGAUGAGAAUGACAGAAGAGAAGGGAGAAAAAAAAACAGCAGGUGGAAUUGGCGAAACGGGAAAAUAUGUGCGCGCGCGUGCGUGGGCGCUCGACGAACGGGGGGAGAAAACAAGGGAAGCAGCGAGAGAGAAAGAGAGAUACACGCCGAGGGGAAAGACGUGAAGCGGGUAACUGAAGAAGGGGUAGGGAAGAUCGGAACUCUUUAGACGUCCACGGACCUGCUCGCGAGCCUCGUUCCCUCCCUUUAAGUUUCUCGCACGUUUUUUUCGCUCUAUCAUUUCUCCUGUUAGUUAGAUCACCUUCUCCGUGUGGAGAAUCCUGUAACGAGGAUCAUUCCAGGAUGGCCCACGCUGCGUCCGACAAUGUCAACGAGAAGAGCUAUAUCCUGGACGCGAGGAAGAAUUUCGAGGACGGUGGCAGUCUCGCAUCGGAAGAAUCCUACGAUGACAUGAGGCGACUAGUCGGGGAGGAGGAGGAGGAGGAAUCCGGCAAAUUUAGCAGCCUACCGCUCGCGAGCUUCAACUUCAUCAAUUCCAUCAUUGGCAGCGGCGUGAUAGGAAUACCGUACGCUCUACACCAGGCUGGCUUCGGUCUCGGCAUCGCUCUGUUAAUUUUGGUAGCAGCAUUGACCGAUUAUUCGUUGAUCCUCAUGGUGCGAAGCGGACAUAUUUGCGGCGAGAUGAGUUAUCAGGGUCUGAUGCGAGCGAGUUUUGGCCGCGCUGGAUUCUACAUUCUCACGGGACUGCAGUUUUUCUAUCCGUUCAUAGCAAUGGUCUCUUACAACGUCGUCGUCGGCGAUACAGUCACAAAAGUCCUGAUAAGGGUAACGGGGAUGAACGAGACAAGUAUCUUCGCGCAUCGACAAGUCGUCAUUCUUCUGGCGACCCUUGGCAUCACCAUUCCACUUUGUCUGUACAGAAAUGUCGCGCGAUUAGCGAAAAUCUCCUUCCUCUCUCUAGUCUGCGUCGGAUUCAUCCUUCUCGCCAUCUUCAUCCGGAUGGACAGCAUGUCCGCUAUGGUUCCAAGUCAGAACGACAGCUGGAGAUUCGCCAAUUUGCCGGGGGUCAUUCCGUCCGUCGGUAUAAUGGCGUUCGCCUUCAUGUGCCACCACAAUACCUUCCUAAUUUACGGCUCGAUCGAGCGGGCGACCCAACAAAAAUGGGACGUGGUGACACACUGGUCCCUCUUUACGUCUUUUCUGAUUGCCGCGACCUUUGGGAUCGUCGGCUACGCCACCUUCACGUCGUAUGUACAGGGCGAUCUCAUGGAAAACUAUUGCUGGGAUGACGACCUGAUGAACUUUGCCAGGGUCAUGUUCAGCGGCACUAUACUGCUCACUUUUCCGAUCGAGUGCUUCGUUACACGUGAGGUGCUUAUGACGGCGAUCAAGGGCACGGACGAAUUGGAGGGACACGAGGCAUAUGUACCCAAUUCGGACCGCAAGUACCUGAUAAUCACCUUGACGAUAGUAUCCGCGGCAUACCUGAUUUCCAUGUUGACGGAUUGCCUGGGCGUCGUCCUUGAGCUGAACGGUAUCCUCGCCGCGGUGCCGCUUGCCUACAUUCUACCCGGUCUCUGCUACCUCAAGCUCGAAGAGGGGCCCAUCCUCUCGCCCAAAAAGCUGCCGGCGCUCGGUCUGAUGACGGCCGGUAUCCUGGCCGCUAUCUCGGGUCUCCUGCUGCUUAUAAUCAACAGCAAUUCCUCCGGUAGCUGCUUUCACGGUAAAAUAAUGCCGUAUUGCGUCAACAAUACGACGAUGACGACGACGACGACGACGCUGCAGCUCCUCGACGUGACCACAAUGUCCAUCAACACAGAGUCUGCAGUCUAAGUUUGACAGACGAGCACGGUAAAAAAACCUUUAGUUUAAUUGUAAGUCUGCCAAAUUUUCGAAUGAAAGUAUAUAGCGCGAUUAAGUUAGCGCGUACAAAUAUGUGCAGAAAUAGUCCGAAUCAACAGGAUGCAAUCGGUAAUAUUCAAUCAUGGAUACAAAGUAAGACGACAAGUACGCAUGUAUAACGAUACCUAACCGACGAAGGAAAUCGGAAUUAUAUACAUAAUUUUGCUUUUGAAAGUUCCGAAACACGAGAUUUUGUACCAAGCUCGCAGGAAGAAGAGCCGAAAGACCAUUCAGCAUCGACGCAAGGCUUUAUCCGUGAAUGAAUAUACCGUUUCAACAUGAGACUUAUGAUACAUUACAUGGAAAAUAAAACUACGCAAACAAUUUACAAAUAGUUCCAAAGAGAAUAGCGAUUACGCAGCGUUCUGACCGACAAAUCUUACAUUACGGAGAUAUUUUACGAUGCGCUUAAUCUUAAUAAAACAAGCUUCAGUAUCUUGAGAUUUGAGAAUACACGGGACACAAAUUUAUGAAAAAAAAAACAAAAAACAGUACUUUACCAUUUACGUUAACGGAUCGGAGAUAUUUAAUUAUAUCGAAUUGUUUCCUCCACUCAUCUUCGCGAUGUCAUGGUGAGAUUGGGAGAUCAUAUCGAACACAUACUCGCAAUACGAAAUCAAUGCAAUACAGGAUUCGGCUUACAAGCGAGAAAUCCGAAAAUUGGCAAUAGAUGAUCGUUCUUUCUGCCAUUUAAUAAAAUAUAUAUAGUCCUCUGAAUGUUCAUCGUACGCAAAUUUAUCGAAUUAUGGAGUAAAAAUCAUAAUUUUUCAAUAUUUACAUAGUUGCGUGCAUACAAUGAGCUUGAAAUGUUCGCGAGUAAAGAUACUUGAUUAAUUUCUCGCGACGCAUAUUAUUAGAGAGACAGAAUUUUAACGUACCAAUCGCGAUGAUUAUCGAACUUCCGAUAUCAUUAUUAUUGAUAGAUGCGUAAAAUAUGAUUCUUAUAUCUAGUCCUAAUAAAGUUCCAAGAAAAAAUCUCCGUGGUUAUAUAAUGCGUGAAUUUUAAAUAAUAAUUAUCGUGAUUAGAUAAUUGUGAUUAGAUAACUAACGUAUAGAGAGAGAACGCGUAUAAGCUAAAAAUCUCAUUAUAUUUUUAAAAGAAUGUUGAACAGACAAACGGUUUAUAAACGAGGAUAUGUAUAUGUAUAUGUAUAUAUAUAUAUAUAACACAUAUAUACAUACAUCUGUAUACAUACACAUACAUAUUAUAUUUAUAUUUUCUCUUGUUAAGGGACUAAUGACUAAUAUAUUGAAUGUUGAAAAAUCAAGGGAUAUAUAAAUAUUUUAAAUGCUCAUAAAUGUGUGUGAUAAUUAUAGUUGAUGGCUUAAAAAGGUAUCGUAUUAUUUCAUCUCUCGCACAAUUUGCCUUAUCUUGCCUAAGAUUCUCGACACGCGUUAUAUUUUCUUGAAGGAAAAAAAGCAAUCAACGAUCAGUUUUAGUCUUUUACGAAAAGAACUUGUAGAAUCGUAUUUAAGAAUAUUUUCUCUUGCGCGUACAUAAGCUUUCUGGAUACAAUCAAAUAUUAUUUGCAAUGUGAAAAAAAUCAAAAAGAAUACAGAGAAAUAAAAUAGACUCUCGCGCUAGUACAAUCAUUGUUCAAAUUUCAUAUUCUUGUUUGCAAAAUUUAAAUGAUUAAGAUUAUACGGUGAAGACUUUAGAAUGUUGUGUUUUUAUAGCUUAGAGAAAGAGAAAGAGAAAGAGAGAGAGAGAGAGAGAGAGAGUUAAGAUAUCGAUAAUAUAAAAUCACACAAAGCCACAGUGAAAAUCACGACACAAUCACGAGGCGAAAGUAAGUUUCCGCUUCUUAAAUGACGCUUACAGACGUUCACACUGAUCAAAGACCACAUGUAAGAGGAAAGUAUUUACCGCGCAUGAUUCGCGUACCAUAGCGUGUAAGAAUCAAACAUGUUUACCUGUUUAGAAAUAUAUUUGAUGAAUCUAUAUAAAAAAAGAUUAUAAGAAAAGCCUAUUUAAGAUAAGAAAAAUUAUUAAAAGGGUCUAUAUAAAAUUGAUAUAUAUUAAAUGAAAGAGGGAUACAUCCCUCCCCCGUCCCUUUUGUCUCUCUCCCCCGAAAAAAGUGGAGUAUAUAUUAUCCGCGAAUGAAGAAUAUAACGCGCGCAACAGGAGACAAGAGGAUAUAUAAAGAUAGAUCCGUAUUUAAAAAAUAUAUAUCUUCAUAUAUAUUUAUAUGUGAAUUUGUGUGGUUCGCGUAUGCUAUCACGCACAUACACACACGCCGUUCCGUGAAAUGUUUGUAAGACAAAAAAGUAAAUGCCUCGUCGACAACAUGUGUUGUACGCAUUACGUUUUAAGUAAUUAUAUAUAUAUUUAUAUGUACGUGUGCGCAAUACUGGCAAUAUAUUCUUUGUACACAUGUAUGUAUACGUGUUUGGAUAUUUUUAAUCGUUGCGAGAUAACUAAACAUGUUUAGCAGAGCAUACAAAAGAAAAAGAGAGAAAGAGAGAGAGAGAGAGAGGUCUUGCACAAAAAACUAUUAUCAUCGUUUUUAAAAUCUUGCGAUCGUUUCAAGUUCCUGAGCUGAUCUCUCUCUUUUCAAUGUUCGCUCGCAUGUUUAACUUAAUGGUUCGAUAAAUAAUUAUGUGGUUGUGAGCUUUACGGUGUACACUCGCGCCGUUAUACUACGUAAUGACGUUAAAAUUAUCUUUAUUGAUUUAGAUACCAAAGCAAUUCGAACGCGUGGAUGCGACUGAAUAUGAUUAUGUGCGAAGCCACAUAUAUAUACACGGAUACUUCUUAUAAUUAAAUAUUUCACGCAUGAGGACUCCGACCUUUCUUUUUUCUUUCGCUUUCUUAAUGUCAUGUGCUAGGCAAACGUAUAAUUUAUUUUUGCUCUAUAGCAACAAUAAGCCGCGUAUAGAUUAACCAGCUUUGGCUGUCCUAUGAUAUUAUUUUGAUAAAUAUCCACAAAAGGUUUCCAUCCUGAAAAAAUAUAUCUCAAAAGCAAAGUGAUCGAUGAGAUGUUAUCUCUUAUGGAUAUUUACCAUUACUUUAUAUUUAUACGAUGCUUUCUUUACAAUAUUUUGCCUUCAUAAGUCGUAUCACAUAGAGAGAAUAGAAUUUUAACAGGAUGCAUCUGAUACCUAUGUGCAAUUAAAGAGCCAAAGAUCAAAAAAAUUUACAAACAAGACACUAUAACGCGAUAGCAAUGCGAUGAAUUUGUUACAAAGCUUUAAGAUGUUAAGUUUGAUGACUUUGCGUUGUAAAAAAUGAUAUGCUAAAGUUAGUAUCAGUCAGAAAAAA